AUGCAGACUGGUCCUGUGUCGGUGCAGGGCCCUCACCAGAGGACCCUGUUGAAGAACCUACUGAAGGACUACAAUCGUAUGGAGAGGCCGGUGGGCAACGAUUCCCACUCCCUCACCGUCUUCUUCUCUAUCAGUCUGAUGCAGAUCAUGGAUGUGUUUGAGUCUGUCUUCCAGAGCUGGUUUGACCAUUAUCUUCAGUGGAACCAAUCUGAAUACCCUGGAGUGAAAAACCUUCGGUUCACAACUGACCAGGUGUGGACGCCAGACAUCCUCCUCUAUAACAGUGCAGACGAUGACUUUGACUCUACCUUUAAGACCAAUGUGCUGGUUAACUCCAGUGGCUUCGCAGAGUAUCUCCCUCCAGGGAUUUUCAUGAGCACAUGUAACGUGGACGUACGUUGGUUCCCCUUCGACAUCCAAAAGUGUGAGAUGAAGUUUGGCUCGUGGACGUACGAUGGCUGGCUGAUGGACCUACAAAUGAAUGAGGCCGACAUCUCCGGGUACAUGUCCAACGGGGAGUGGGACCUAGUGGGAGUGCCAGGUACUCGUAACGAGGUGUUCUAUGACUGUUGUAAGGAGCCCUACCCUGACGUGACGUUCGUUGUGACCAUCCGCCGGCGCACUCUCUACUACGCUCUAAACUUGCUCAUUCCCUGUGUGCUGCUGUCCUCCAUGACCCUGCUCAUCUUCCUACUGCCUGCCGACUCUGGAGAGAAGAUCUCUCUGGGUAUCACUGUGCUGCUCUCUCUCACUGUCUUCAUGUUGCUGGUGGCAGAGAUCAUGCCAGCCACUUCAGAUUCCAUCCCUCUCAUAGGACAGUACUUUGCCAGUACUAUGAUCAUUGUUGGGAUGUCAGUCAUAGCUACAACGGUGGUGCUGCAGUAUCAUCACCAUGACCCAAACGGAGGACAGAUGCCCAAAUGGGUUAAUGUGGUCCUACUGCAGUGGGUAGCAUGGUUCCUACGUAUGAAGCGCCCAGGGGAGAGUGAUGACCCAGAGCGACCACCCUGCGCCCCCCACCUACGGCGCUGCUCCUCAAGCUCCCAGAGCGGUAGCAUCCUUAACCCUCCAGACCCCACACUCCACCAACUCCAUCCCCAGAACCUGGUCCCUCUCCAGGCUGGCCCCCAGCACUUGGGUCAUCCCCAUCUUCACGCCCAGUCCAGCACCAACAACAAUGGAAACCUGCUCUACAUUGGCUUCCAGAAUCUGGACGACCCCCCACUGCUCCCAGAUCACAUCCAGAAUUACAGCAUCUCGGCCGGGCCUCCUCGACCCUCCGCCACCCCCCACCCCCAACGCGGACACUGUGGGCUGCCCUAG
Messenger RNA from Oncorhynchus nerka (sockeye salmon), 1323 nucleotides. RefSeq names its product neuronal acetylcholine receptor subunit alpha-7-like. Gene Ontology annotation, cellular component: neuron projection; acetylcholine-gated channel complex; plasma membrane. Gene Ontology annotation, biological process: regulation of membrane potential; synaptic transmission, cholinergic; monoatomic ion transmembrane transport. NCBI's taxonomy places the organism in Eukaryota, Metazoa, Chordata, Actinopteri, Salmoniformes, Salmonidae. Gene Ontology annotation, molecular function: acetylcholine-gated monoatomic cation-selective channel activity; acetylcholine receptor activity; acetylcholine binding. The transcript is spliced from 10 exons. Bases 1 to 1323 code for a protein of 440 amino acids. The record is from RefSeq and is a predicted model, not a curated record.